Messenger RNA from Brassica napus (rape), 3628 nucleotides. Its product is annotated as probable hexosyltransferase MUCI70. The coding region runs from base 341 to 2092 and encodes 583 amino acids. NCBI's taxonomy places the organism in Eukaryota, Viridiplantae, Streptophyta, Magnoliopsida, Brassicales, Brassicaceae. The record is from RefSeq and is a predicted model, not a curated record. The transcript is spliced from 11 exons.
UAUUUAGUUCUUCGUCAAUUUUGACAGCAUAAUUAUUAUUUGUGUGUGUGUAUGGAAGAGUGACUUUUGGUGGCCUUGGUGUGUUGCUUCAGAGAGAUUUCCCCAGUUUUCGAAAAUUCGUGUGAAAUAAAAACCCCCAAUUCACAAACCCUAGAUUCUCUCGCUUCCUCUUGAUCCGUGUUUCCCUUCAUAGCUCCAUUCAUUGAGACGACGGUGCAGAUUCGAUUCCGUUUGAGCUGAAUUUUGUAGAUCAGAUCGCAAUUUAGGUGAACUUGAGCAAGCUUGAGCUCUCUUGAAUCUGAAACAUUCGAAUUGAUGGAAUGAUUUGAGGAGGAGAGCGAUGACUGGAUUGGGCGUUCGAUCCAGUAGCUAUGGUUCCUUGGACAAGACGGGACUCAACGGCGUCGUUUUGCCUAUCCAGACUGCGACUACUACGAUACGUACCAAACCGUCUAAGAUGCACAAGGAGAGGGAAGGUGUCGUACACUGGAUCUGCAAAUUCGCUGGUCGUAAGAAGGUUGGCAUGUUGCUCCUCUUCUUAAUCUCCGCCGUCGUCUUCCUUCGCGUCCUCUUCGUCGGCAAAGGUGAAGAUGGCCAGGAAGUUCAAGUUCCUCCGAGUCUGCAUUUCAAUGGCAGUUCAGUUGUAAAUCAUUCCAGCAUGUUUAAUGAAGAGCAAAACAUCAACAUUCGCAAUAUUUCUUUUAAUGUUGUAUUUUCCCCUCCUCCUCCUCCUCCUCCUAUGCAUUUUCUUGGCUAUACGCUUCCUCAAGGACAUCCUUGUCACACUUUCACCUUGCCUCCCCCACCUGCCGACAGAAAAAGAACUGGACCUCGCCCAUGCCCGGUGUGUUACCUUCCAGUAGAAGAAGCUAUUGCCUUGAUGCCAAGUGCCCCGUCUUUUUCCCCUGUUCUUAAAAACUUAACGUACAUAUAUGAAGAACCUCUAAACAGAGACACAGAGUUUGGAGGGUCUGAUUUUGGUGGUUAUCCUACUUUGAAACAUAGGAAUGAUUCUUUUGACAUUAAAGAAACUAUGAAUGUACAUUGUGGGUUUGUCAAAGGGCCACAACCUGGUCGAAAUACAGGUUUUGACAUGAAUGAGGCUGAUCUUCUUGAAAUGAAGCAGUGCCGUGGGGUAGUUGUUGCUUCAGCUGUAUUUGAUGCUUUUGAUGAUGUAAAAGCCCCACAAAAUAUCAGUAAAUACUCGGAGGAAACAGUUUGCUUCUACAUGUUUGUUGAUGAAGAAACUGAAUCAAUUUUGAAGAGAGAACGAGGCCUUAACGACACCAAGAAAGUAGGGAUAUGGAGAGUUGUUGUUGUUCAUAAUCUCCCUUAUUCCGAUGGAAGGCGCAAUGGAAAGGUGCCAAAGCUUCUUGUUCAUAGGAUGUUUCCAAAUGCUCGCUAUUCUUUAUGGAUUGACGGAAAACUUGAGCUUGUCGUCGAUCCAUAUCAAAUUCUUGAAAGGUUCUUAUGGAGGAAAAAUGCUACGUUUGCGAUCUCAAAACAUUAUAGAAGAUUUGAUGUCUUUGUGGAGGCUGAGGCAAAUAAAGCUGCUGGUAAAUAUGAUAAUGCCUCCAUCGACUUUCAAGUGGAUUUCUACAAGAAUGAAGGGCUAACCCCUUAUUCUGUUGCUAAGUUCCCAAUCACAAGCGACGUUCCGGAGGGCUGUGUCAUAUUAAGAGAGCAUGUUCCCAUUAGCAACCUAUUCACUUGUCUUUGGUUCAACGAAGUAGACCGAUUCACUUCUAGAGAUCAAAUCAGUUUCUCAACAGUAAGAGACAAGAUUGCUGCAAAAACAAACUGGACAGUAAGCAUGUUCCUUGACUGCGAGAGACGCAAUUUUGUAAUUCAGAGAUAUCAUCGAGCAGAACAAGAGAGAUUCGCAAGGCAAAAGCCUCCAGUGCCUAGUUUUUCUCCCCCACCGCCGUCACUGCCUACACCAGUUUUAAUCAGCAGCGAUUUACCUAGAAAAGUCUCGAGUGGAAGAGCGGGUAGGACAUCGCCGCCUAGGAGGCGGGGAAGAGACAGACGGUCCGGUGCAAGGGGUCACAGGAAAGCUAAUUUGCCUGUAAGAUUACCAGAUUCAGCUUAAGACUGAAAGAGUCAGUCCCUUGCACAGAGGUUGGUUAUUCUAUAUGGUCACUCUCAUCACCAAUUACACGUUCAAAAUUUACCACACACAGUAUGUUCUUUUUUGUUUUGUUUUGUUUUGUUUCUCUAUUGAUUCUUAAGGAUUCAAAAUCAUUUUUUAAUGUAUAUAUAUACACAGACUUUGGCUGAAACUAUAAAAAAAGUGGAACGUAAUGAUCUUCUACCAGACGAAUAUUUCAGAGAAUAUUGAACAGCCAGUUUUUACACGUUGAAUUGAUGGAUUUUGAAAGAGUAAUUUUUUCACUACGAGAUGGAACUUGUAGGUCUUUAAGAGUAUUUAAAGGGAGUCUUAGACCAUAAUUAACGGAGUGUCUUAAGUGGGGUUUUUAGUUUUAUUAAGUUUUAAAAAAAAAGAAAAUUAACAUUAAUGUGAAGAAGCGCUUUUUAUUAGGGGCCAUUAAGAGUCGGGUCUUGUGGACACGUGCCCUUUUGCGCGUUCUUCUCUUUCUUUCUCGAGAAAGAAUCAGAUGUCGUCUCGUCUCUCUCCCUCUCUUCCACGACGCCUUGUCUCUCGAGCUUUCCUUGGCGACUCUGCAUGUGUUUCGAUCGGAUGGCUCUCCUCGGCGUCUCCGUCGGUGGACUCUUCGUCACUCUUGCUCUCCUCCACGGGUCUGCGUCUCUCUAUCUCUCCUCGACGACUCUGCUUCUCCGCUUUUGAUAUCUCGGUGGCGAUCCUCGACGGCUCAUCGACGACUCUGCAUGUGUGGUUUUGAUCUCUCGGUGGCUCUCCUCGACGGCUCCGCGUCUCUCUAGCUCUCCUCGACGGCUCCGCGUCUCUCUAGCUCUCCUCGACGACUCCGCCUCGGCGCGUUUAAUCUCGCGGUGGCUCUCCUCGACGACUCCGCCUCUGCGCUUUUGAUCUCGCGGUGGCUCUGAUCGACGGCUCCUCGACGACUCCACCUCAAGUGCCUUUUGAUCUCGCGGUGGCUCUCCUCGACGGUUCGUCGACGAAGAAAAGCAGAGACGUCUCUCUCCGUGGCUCUCCUCGGCGGAAUCAAAACGGCGAGUGUUGAUGAUUCGGCGGAAUCAAAGGGAUCAGGAGACAUGCUUGGAAGGUCUAAGCAGAGGACUACACCUAGCGAGAAGUUCCAAUUGCAAAACAGAGACCAAAUGAUUUGGUCAGGAACAAAAUACAUCUUCACUUACCAUAUUGGGAUUUGUUGGGCUCUCCCUCAUGUCCUGACUAAUCAUGGUAUCGUUUUUGAGCCAGAAGGAAACUGUGGUUAUGGCUCCUCUUCCUCUAGCAACUCCCACGACAGGAAGAAUAUUGUGUCUAAGCUGUUACCUCUGUAAGCUAAGAGAGAUACAUAAACUGGACAUUGGUGCUUUACUUGGGAUGAAUUUCUCUUCUCCUGCAGCUCAAGAAUAUUGGAUUUUACUGUUAAUUAUUGUACAUGUAUACUGCAGCACAACUUUAUCGUGUGAACAAUACAAUAAGGAUGUCAUCAGAUUUUAUAAUUUUUCGGUUUCUGUAGAA